CAAUCAAAAAAAGUCCUUGCUUGAAUCAAUUUACUUUUUAUAGCUACUUGUGAAAUAUAUGAAAAUAUCCUCAUCAGUUUCUCAACAUAGUCUGCAAAGUGUGAUUAAGUGAUUCAUUGAGAACAGGAAAAGGUUAAAAUCUAUUAUUUAUCUUGGUGUUUUCAUAUUCUUAUUGGCAGCUCUCAUGUCCCCUAGAACAAGGCGUCAGAUUGCUGGAAAAUUAAACCAGAAACUCAGGGCUACAAAAAAGGAAAUGUCGAUGAAUGGAGAAAAUCUUGUCAAAAACGGUUUCACUCGAAUUGUGGCGAAAUGCGAGAACACUAACGUAGCUUACGAACGCGUUGAAACCAAGAACUCCAUAUCUCCAACGAAGCACGUGGAUCACAGCUCCGAUUUCAAGAUGAGUUGCACUCUAUGUUUGCGUGCUGUUCCAAAAGACGACAUCAUGUUCUCAAACGAGUCACAACAUCUAAACAGUUUGGAUGAGCUUCAACGCUAUGAAAAAUUGACCAACGUCCUCUCGUUGGAACAGGAACUAGCCACAAUUUAUUCCAUUUGUCGAACCUGCUGGAUGUUAGUAGACAUGUUUUUUGAUUUUAGACAAUGUUGUUCUCGAGCUGAAAGCUGUGCAAAGUUGACCUUUGAUGGACUACGGUUUCAGAGGGACACAGAUUCUUGGUUGUCCAGGUAUACUACAGAUAAAAUCGGUCAUAUUCAUCGCGCCAUUCAAAAACAAAAAGAACUCAUUGAAAUCGAAGAAGGUAAUCAAGUUGCGGUUGUAACACCUGAAUCACUUAUUAAGAUAGAGGUGGAAUACAGUGCAGUUGGGGGUGAAAAUGACGUAGUGAACAAUACGGAAUUUGUGGAGAGCGAUGAAAAUAUCGAAACUGAAAUGGUUGUCUUGAAAAGUGAGAGCAACAGUGAAUUUUAUCCUGAAGAUCACGAACCAGCACUGGUAGAUAAAAUUGAAAUAAAUGUUAUAACUUGCGAAAAAUGUAAGAGACGGUUCGACACAAAAAGUGGAUACAAAAUCCACGAUAAAUAUUGUAACGCACAAAAACCCAACAAGGCGAUCCACAGCUGUUCCAUUUGUUCUGCAACAUUUACCGAUCGCCGCUCCUUGGAAGAUCACAUUAACAAACACAACGGCAUUAAACCCUAUAGCUGUCAACAAAAAUGCGGCAUUUCCUUCUACAGUUUCCAAGCAAGAAAAUCGCAUGAAAAAUAUUGCGGCAUCGAUAAAUUGAUUUGCUCCAUUUGCGGUAUCCAGCUAAGCUCCAAAGGGACCUUCCAACAACAUAUAUUAUCUGUGCAUGGUGAGGCAAAAUUUGGCUGUAAAACAUGUGGACGUAUGUUUAAAUCAAUGAAAUCUCGCAACAAACACAUGCUAGUACAUUCUGAUGAGCGAAACUAUCAAUGCGAGGUAUGCACGAAGGCAUUCAAAACUUCCUACGCACGGUGGGUGCAUCUUAGGAUUCACACGCAAGAAAAACCUUUCGCGUGCACCAUUUGUGAUCAAAAGUUUACCUACAAUUGUUCUCUAAAGACGCACAUUCAGCGAGCCCAUGGAAUAUCAAAGUAAACAAAAUUACUUAGAGGCAACCCAAUAAUUUUCCAGAAUUUCUUCGAUAGACUCAAAGGUUUUAUGUAUUCUUGUCUAAGUAGUUAUCCAUAUCAUAUCUGGUUCGGAAGUUAUGAAAAAUGUUUUUUUGAAAAUCAUGAAUAAUAUUCAAUAAUCUUUAAUAACUUGAGAUAUAGCACCUUGUGCUAAAAUGAACAACAUAUGAUUGCAAGCGAACAAUGCAAUAAGGCCAUGCAUUCGGUUAUUAAUACUUUGUAAUGCCCUUCGAUGAUCAUUACCAAUUCGAUAUGAAGAAUAAGAAAUAUUUUUAUUGAUAUAACACCGUCUACCCUGUUCUUGAUCUUUCCCCGUGAACGAUGGAUAUGAGUGCGAUCGGCAAUGGUGGUUAUUAUGUUGCAGAGGUACUAAUAUGGAUCUAGUAUGAACUCUUACUUACCUUUUAAUAAGCAAUUCGCCUGAGUUAUCGUCACACCGCAAAGGAACUUUAGUAGAUGUGAAGUUGUAUUUUCAGUACUUGAUGCAUGAUGUUAAUCCUAUACACAACAUACCCGAAUUGGAAAUUAAAAUCACCAGGUACAAAAAUUCCAUGACACUAUGAUAACGACUUCAAUU
Molecule: messenger RNA, 2194 nt
Organism: Topomyia yanbarensis
Lineage: Eukaryota; Metazoa; Arthropoda; Insecta; Diptera; Culicidae
Product: zinc finger protein 699-like
Exons: 6
Coding region: 185-1582 (465 amino acids)
Biological process (GO): regulation of transcription by RNA polymerase II
Cellular component (GO): nucleus
Molecular function (GO): zinc ion binding; RNA polymerase II cis-regulatory region sequence-specific DNA binding; DNA-binding transcription factor activity
Source: RefSeq, a predicted model, not a curated record